UCACAAGACCACAUAUAUUUCUAUUGCGCUCAGCAUAACACAAUUGGCCCUUUGAUACUUUGGAUCCAUACUGGUGUGUGUUGCAGGAAAUGGGCACAAUGAGUGAAUUCACAGCCUGGGAAUGUCAUGUCACAAGUCCAUGUUUGUGAUUUCCAUGGGUUCUUAGUCUCUGGGAACAGAUGAUCCAGCCUGGUCCUGUCUUGGAAGGGAUGUCUGCCUCUCAUUAAUUCUGGUGCUGCAUCAUCCAAUAUGAAUGCAUUGGAUUCUUUAUCCUAGAAAUUACUAUUGAAUAAUGGAGAACUUUUUAGAUUAUGCCUAUGUGAACCUUGCACGGGUGUGGAUCCCGGAUCCCGAAGAAGUAUGGAAGUCUGCCGAAAUACGAAAGGAUUAUAAACCGGGGGAUACGGUUCUGCAUCUUCAUCUAGAGGAAGGCACGGAUUUAGAAUAUCGUCUGGAUGCCAAGACAAAGGGGCUGCCACCACUAAGAAAUCCAGAUAUCCUUGUCGGGGAAAAUGACCUUACUGCGCUCAGUUACCUUCAUGAGCCGGCCGUCCUGCAUAAUCUAAAAGUGCGCUUUAUAGACUCCAAGCUAAUUUACACAUAUUGUGGCAUAGUUCUUGUAGCGAUAAACCCUUAUGAACAGUUACCCAUCUAUGGCGCCGAUAUCAUCAAUGCGUACAGUGGGCAGAACAUGGGGGAUAUGGACCCCCAUAUUUUUGCAGUGGCAGAAGAAGCAUAUAAACAAAUGGCCAGGGAUGAGAGGAACCAGUCCAUCAUCGUGAGUGGGGAAUCCGGUGCAGGGAAGACUGUUUCUGCCAAGUAUGCCAUGAGAUAUUUUGCCACGGUCAGCGGCUCUGACAGCGAGGCAAACAUAGAAGAGAAAGUGUUGGCUUCUAAUCCAAUCAUGGAGGCCAUAGGGAAUGCCAAGACUACUAGAAAUGAUAACAGCAGUCGUUUUGGAAAGUACAUAGAGAUUGGAUUUGAUAAGAGGUAUCGGAUUGUUGGUGCUCACAUGAGGACAUAUUUACUAGAGAAAUCUCGUGUGGUUUUUCAGGCAGAGGAGGAGCGAAAUUAUCACGUGUUUUAUCAACUGUGUGCAUCAGCUUCAUUACCGGAAUUCAACCUUCUUAAACUGGGGAGUGCCAACAGUUUCCAUUACACAAAGCAAGGAAGAAGCCCAGUGAUUGAUGGCGUUGAUGACGCAAAAGAACUAAGAAAUACACGGCGAGCCUGUUCACUAUUAGGUAUUGGUGACCAGUACCAGUUGGGAAUCUUUCGAAUUUUAGCUUCUAUACUUCACUUUGGAAACGUGGAAAUUAAAUCUCGAGAUGCAGACAGUUGUAUAAUUUCUCCAAAGCAUGAACCUCUGAUUAUAUUUUGUGAUCUAAUGGGAGUGGAAUAUGAAGAGAUGUCGCACUGGCUCUGCCAUCGGAAGCUUGUAACGGCCACCGAGACCUUUAUCAAACCACUCAACCGACUGCAAGCUACCAAUGCUAGAGAUGCCUUGUCCAAACAUAUCUACGCAAACCUCUUUAACUGGAUUGUGUGUCACGUCAACAAAGCCCUACUGUCAUCUGCCAAACAGAAUUCAUUCAUUGGAGUCCUUGAUAUCUACGGGUUUGAAACAUUUGAGAUAAACAGCUUUGAGCAGUUCUGUAUCAACUAUGCCAAUGAGAAGUUGCAGCAGCAGUUCAAUCUGCAUGUGUUUAAGUUGGAACAAGAGGAGUACAUGAAAGAACAAAUCCCAUGGACCUUAAUUGACUUUUAUGACAACCAGCCCUGCAUCAACCUCAUAGAAUCCAAAAUGGGUAUCCUGGACCUACUUGAUGAAGAAUGUAAGAUGCCCAAAGGGUCAGAUAACACAUGGGCCCAGAAAUUAUACAAUACCCACCUCAAGACCUGCCCGUUGUUUGAAAAACCACGUUUGUCUAACGUAGCUUUUAUUAUCAAGCACUUUGCAGACAAGGUUGAAUAUCAGUGCGAAGGCUUUCUUGAAAAGAACAAGGAUACGGUGUUUGAAGAGCAAGUUAAAAUCUUGAAAGCCAGUAAGAAGUUUAAAUUGCUGACUGAACUGUUCCAAGAAGAUGAGCAGAGCACAAGCCCCACAACGGUGACAACCUCGGGACGCACGCUCUUAUCCCGCACAGGCCUGCGCAAGCCAAAGCCUGACCAAAAAAGCAAGGAGCAUAAGAAAACAGUUGGCCAUCAGUUUAGGAAUUCUCUGCACCUGCUGAUGGAGACACUGAAUGCCACAACCCCACACUAUGUGCGCUGCAUCAAGCCAAAUGACUUCAAGUAUCCAUUUACGUUUGACUCUAAACGGGCAGUUCAGCAGCUGCGGGCUUGCGGAGUAUUAGAAACCAUACGCAUUAGUGCUGCUGGAUUCCCUUCCAGGUGGACAUACCAAGAAUUCUUUAGCCGAUAUAGGGUGCUGAUGAAACAGAGAGACAUCCUUAGUGAUUGGAGGCAAACCUGCAAAAAUGUCCUGGAGAAGCUCAUUUUGGACCAAGAUAAGUACCAGUUUGGUAAGACAAAGAUUUUUUUCCGUGCCGGACAAGUGGCCUAUUUGGAGAAAAUAAGAGCAGACAAAUUAAGAGUGGCCUGCAUUCGAAUCCAGAAAACAAUUCGUAGCUGGCUAUUGAGGAAGAAGUACUUGAGAAUGAAAAAGGCAGCUAUAAACAUUCAAAGAUACGUCAGAGGCUACCAGGCAAGAUGUCUUGCCCAGUUCCUGCGCAGAACCAGAGCAGCAAUCCUCAUACAGAAGUUCCAGAGAAUGUAUGUGGUUCGGAAAAGAUAUAUACAUAUACAGUCAAUUACACUUCGUCUUCAGACUUACCUUCGGGGCUAUGCAGCCAGGAAAAGAUUCGAACAGAUGGUCAGGAUACACAAGGCGACCAUCAUUCAGAAGCAUGUCCGUGGCUGGCUAGCUCGUGUGUCUUACAAGAGAAGCAUGGAAGCCUUAUUAUACAUCCAAUGCUGCUACCGCAGGAUGAUGGCCAGGAGGGAGCUGAAGAAGCUGAAAAUCGAGGCACGCUCUGUCGAACACUACAAGAAACUCAACUUUGGAAUGGAGAACAAAAUCAUGCAACUGCAGCGUAAAGUUGAUGAACAGCACAAGGACAACAAAUCUUUGCAGGAGAGGCUGACCCACCUAGAGAUCACCUACAGCAAUGAGAAAGAUAAGUUGCGUAGUGAUGUGGACCGCCUUAAACAUAUUGAAGAGGAGGCAAAAAAUUCUGCUAACCGGCUGGUUACUCUGCAAGAUGAACUUGCUCGGCUUAGAAAGGAACUACACCAGACACAGACCGAGAAGAAGACCAUUGAAGAACAUGCAGAUAAAUACAGGAAGGAGACUGAGAAACUGGUUUCUGAGCUGAAAGAGCAGAAUGCAUUAUUGAAAACGGAGAAGGACGAGCUGAACAUCCGAAUCCAGGAACAGGCUAAGAGGAUGACUGAGGAUAUGGAGAAAAAACUACUGCAAGAAACAAAAGAACUGGAACAUGAGCUGAAUGAUGAGAGGUCGAGGUAUCAGAAUCUGCUCAAUGAGUUUAGUCGUUUGGAGGAGCGAUAUGAUGACUUAAAGGAGGACAUGAGCUCCAUGACCGUUCCAAAACCGGGACAUAAGAGGACCGACUCCACCCACAGCAGCAACGAAUCAGAAUACACCUUCAGUUCAGAGAUUACGGAUUUAGAAGACCUAGCUUUCCGUAAUGAGGAACCAAUUGAUAAGAAGGCUCUGGACAUGUCCCUGUUUCUCAAGCUUCAGAAACGUGUGAAAGAACUGGAACAUGAAAAACAAAUUUUGCAAGACGACUUGGAUAAAAAGGAAGAACAGCUUAACAAAUCCAAAAGUCAGGAGGCAAAGUCACCAAUUCGAGGGACAGAACUGGAAUAUGAAUCUCUCAAGCGCCAAGAACUGGAAUCUGAGAACAAGAAGCUGAAAAAUGAGUUAAAUGAGCUCAGGAGAGCUGUCACAGACAAGGCCUCCCCAGAUCCCUCAGGACAUGGGGGUCAGGUCUAUAAGGUGCUCUUGGAACAGAUGACAUCAGUCAGUGAAGAGCUGGAAGUGAGAAAAGAAGAAGUACUCAUUCUGAGAUCGCAGCUAGUGAGCCAAAUGGAAGCCAUUCCACACAAGGAUGAUAAGAAUACAAUGACAGACACGUUGCCCAUCUCUGAGGAUGUUCAGAAGAUGAAAGACCGAAGGGAAAUUGCGCAGGCUUAUACAGGCAUGAAAGAAACCAACAGAACCCUACCUCAAGACUUCCAUAUGCUGAAUGAGGACGGAGAGCUCUGGCUGGUGUAUGAAGGGUUAAAACAGGCCAACAGAGUUCUAGAGUCACAGCUCCAGACUCAGAAGAAGAGCUAUGAGAAUGAGUUGGAAGCUCUCAAGGGAGAGGUCCAGGGUCUACGGGAGGAAAACAACCGCCAGCAACAGCUACUUGCCCAGAACCUGCAACUGCCUCCUGAGGCUCGAAUUGAAGCCAGUUUACAGCAUGAGAUUACCCGGCUGACCAAUGAGAAUCUGUAUUUUGAGGAGUUAUAUGCAGAUGAUCCCAUGAAGUAUCAAUCGUACCGGAUUUCACUUUACAGACGGAUCAUUGAUCUAAUGGAGCAACUUGAGAAGCAGGAUAAGACAGUCAGGAAGCUGAAAAAGCAGUUGAAAGUAUUUGCAAAGAAAAUCGGGGAGCUUGAAGUUGGUCAAAUGGAGAAUGUGUCUCCUGGUCAAAUAGUAGAUGAACCUAUUCGUCCGCUCAAUAUACCACGUAAGGAGAAAGACUUCCAAGGAAUGCUGGAGUAUAAGAAGGAGGAUGAACCAAAAUUAAUUAAAAAUCUUAUAUUGGAACUAAAGCCCCGUGGUGUUGCUGUGAACCUUAUUCCAGGAUUGCCGGCAUAUAUAUUGUUUAUGUGUGUGCGCCAUGCUGAUUACCUCAAUGAUGACCAGAAAGUUCGCUCUCUUCUCACAUCAACAAUUAACGGUAUUAAAAAGAUCUUAAAGAAAAGAGGAGAUGAUUUUGAAACCGUGUCCUUCUGGCUUUCCAACACCUGCCGAUUCCUCCAUUGUUUGAAGCAGUACAGCGGAGAAGAGGCAUUUAUGAAGCACAACACAACCAGGCAGAAUGAUCAUUGUCUAACAAACUUCGACCUUGCUGAAUAUAGGCAAGUGCUGAGCGACCUGGCCAUCCAGAUAUACCAGCAGCUUGUCCGAGUGCUGGAAAACAUCUUGCAGCCAAUGAUUGUUUCAGGAAUGCUGGAGCAUGAAACUAUUCAGGGUGUCUCAGGGGUGAAGCCGACUGGUCUGCGGAAGAGGACGUCCAGUAUAGCCGAUGAAGGGACAUAUACCUUGGAUUCCAUAGUAAGGCAGCUGAACACUUUCCACUCGAUAAUGUGCCAACAUGGCACAGAUCCAGAGCUCAUCAAGCAGGUGGUGAAGCAGAUGUUCUACAUUAUUGGUGCGGUCACCCUCAACAACCUGCUGCUGCGAAAGGACAUGUGUUCAUGGAGCAAAGGGAUGCAGAUCAGGUACAAUGUAAGCCAGUUAGAGGAAUGGCUGCGAGACAAGAAUCUGAUGAACAGCGGGGCCAAAGAGACCCUUGAACCCUUAAUUCAGGCUGCCCAAUUGUUACAAGUGAAGAAGAAAACAGAUGAAGAUGCGGAGGCUAUCUGCUCGAUGUGCAAUGCUCUGACCACUGCUCAGAUUGUGAAGGUGUUGAAUCUCUAUACCCCUGUAAAUGAGUUUGAAGAAAGGGUACUGGUGACGUUUAUACGCAACAUACAGUUGCGUCUAAGAGACAGGAAAGACGCUCCUCAGCUGCUAAUGGAUGCCAAGCACAUCUUCCCUGUCACCUUCCCCUUUAACCCAUCAUCUCUGGCUUUAGAAACAAUUCAGAUCCCAGGUAGUCUCAGCCUAGGUUUCAUCGCUCGUGUGUAAAGAAAGCCACACUGCCUCAUAUCAUUUUGGAUGUGAAUCACCCAGACAUGUAAGCUGCACUGAAAGCAUUAUGGAGUCCACCACUGCAUCCCUAGAUACAUGACUUGUACACCUUCUGCAUUUUGUAUAUCAUGUAUAAGACUGAUAGAAAGAUGUCAGUUGGUACGCAUACAGUGGAAUUGUCCUUAAAGCCUAUUGUUUAGGUAAUUUGCCUUGAUAUUAAAACGCCAUUCUGGGUCACCAGUUAUGUUCCUAAAAUAGCCAUUCCCGUCCUAAUAGGAGAUAGACACAGGUUACAUGUAAUGUAUUUAAAUACAUUUUCUUAGUGUAAUUGCGUGAUUGGCUGGAAGCAGAAAGGAAGCUACACGUUCUUGUGGUAGACUAUAUGGUAAUCGGUCAUCUCAUCACUAUAGGUGUAUGAAUACCUGUGUACACUUGUAACAAUAGCCAGACCACAUCAUUAUUUAUGUUAAAAGAAUAAUUCUAUAAAAGUAUUGGAUGAAAAAAGAAUUCAGCUUUACUUGUAAUGUAGAUGAUGUUUAUUUGUUAGCACCGUGGUUUACUAUGCAUAUAAAAUGUGCUGCUGUGUUUUUUGUGUUGCUCUAAUGUUACGAUAUCCGUAUUCGGCACUACACAAUAAAAUAUUCAUCUCUUUAUUAUCCGGUAUGUUUACAGUCCAAUGUGAUCUGUUUAUUAGGGUAAGCCACAGAAUAGGCUGGAUUCCUUAUCUCUGGAAACGAGGAACAGGCACCUUAAGCACAUAUGGAUUACUGAUAAAAAUUGCUGUUUUUAAAUAAAAUAAAUAAAAUAUAUAAAAAAAAUAAUAGAAGCCUUAAAGAACAAAUAGGUUCUCGUAAUAUAUUGUUAAAGGUUAUGUAUAGUCUUUCCUGGCAUUUUUUAAGUCUAUUUGAGUGUUUCAGUUCAAAACAGUAUUUUUUUUUUUAAAUCUUUUUUUGCAGCUGAUGGUUUUAAAGAUGUUUACUGUGUUAUUGGUGAUUCUUUGCUGUAUUACAUAUUGUUAUUCAGUGCUUUUUAUUUAUUUAUUACCCCGGUAGUACAGAAAAUAGGAGGCUUGUAGUGGGUCCAUUAAUUCACUAAUGGUAAAUGAGUUAAGAUGAAAGGGUAGAUACAGUAUUCUUUGUGCGUCACUCACUGCUACUGAUCAGCAUGCAGAAAAAGAGGCUGUACUGCAGCAGAAAGCAUGACAUGUAAGUGCAUGUAAGGACAUUAUUAUACAUUAUUAUACAGAGUAAUGUGGUGUAGACUUCACCCGUCCACUGCAUUUACAGUCUGCCUUUAAACUGAUUAGAGCACUGCAACAAAACACAAAAUGGUGAGAGCUUGCAGCACUUAAAUAGAUAACCUAUUGGUAGGCGCCCACGUUGGUGAGUACUCUUUAAGGAUCACAUAGUGCACACUGUCACCUGUACUACCUGGCACACAUAUUCCAUAUUUCUGAUUCUAAAGAUCUGUUCUACUUUACAUUUAAAUGUAAAAUAAUUUGACAAUAGACAGGAGUGUAAAUUGACAUCAUUUCACUGAUCGGCUACUACCUAGGCCAGCAGGGUAUGGGGUGCAGCACCAAGCCUCAAAAUUUUGAAACCGUUUUCCUCAUUUUGUUUUCCUGAACAGUUGUGGCUAAAUUCAUAAAGAAAAUGUAUGGAGUGCUGGGAAUAUUGUUAAAGGAAUAUAAAAUUAUCUCUCCUUUCUCAUUUUGUUGAUAUGAGAAGCUGAAAAGUUAGUAGUUUUACUAAAAUUCUCACAUGCCACAGGGGGUGGAUCUUGUGCAUAUAGGCAUCAUCUUAUAUGUGUCUUUGGGACAGCAUACUAUCUAAAUAUGACCCUGGUUAUAGGUAGAGGCUUGGAGGUUCAGCCACACACUGACUUGGCAGCUCCAUUGAUAUUGCCAUACUUCCUGAGUUUCUCCCUUCCCACUUUAGGGUAUCACGUCUUCUGCUACAAUAUUGCAUUCUCUAUAAUAAUAAAAACAAUUAUAAUUAUAUAACUGGAAGACUGAACCCCCCACAUAAUGGCUUCAUCAAGUUUGCAAACCCAGGAGCUUGAAGCCAAACUAAACUCUCCAAUAUAUUUACCUCCGCCUUCCAGCAACGCAGUGCUUACAUCCAUUAGUGGCCGCUAUCAACUUAUCCCUAGUCCAGAGUUUUCAGCCUCUUGAUUGGCUGGCAGAGGAUGACCUCAUUCUGAACAUGGGCAUGGGAGUCAGGUAGUUUGGCCCAAUCAGAGUGUUCUGGGAAUGUACAUUGAGCUAAGCUUGUGCAUCUCAGUAUACAUUCAAUAAAAAACUGCAAACAGGCAGGUAAGUGUGUAAUAACGCAGAAGAGACAUAGCAUACCUCUUUUACAAUAAAGAGCUUUCUGCAGUUUUAUAAAAGUUAGGUUUAGUUCUGCUUUAAGU
Molecule: messenger RNA, 8344 nt
Organism: Rana temporaria (common frog)
Lineage: Eukaryota; Metazoa; Chordata; Amphibia; Anura; Ranidae
Gene: MYO5A
Product: myosin VA
Exons: 42
Coding region: 293-5929 (1878 amino acids)
Biological process (GO): actin filament organization; vesicle transport along actin filament
Cellular component (GO): myosin complex; actin cytoskeleton; vesicle
Molecular function (GO): actin filament binding; microfilament motor activity; ATP binding
Source: RefSeq, a predicted model, not a curated record